Messenger RNA from Anopheles arabiensis, 6527 nucleotides. RefSeq lists its product as uncharacterized. The record is from RefSeq and is a predicted model, not a curated record. Bases 13 to 5373 code for a protein of 1786 amino acids. NCBI's taxonomy places the organism in Eukaryota, Metazoa, Arthropoda, Insecta, Diptera, Culicidae. Gene Ontology annotation, molecular function: metalloendopeptidase activity. The transcript has 8 exons. Gene Ontology annotation, biological process: membrane protein ectodomain proteolysis.
GUGCGGAUCCGGAUGCGUCUGCCUGUCUGUGUGCAGUGGGUGCAAUUUCGUGAAAACACAAUGGAUACGGAUCGAUGCAGCGUACGCGCUGCGUACAGCCGCAUGGGCAGCAGUCGACGAACGGCGGCAUGUUACAGCGAGUCGCCCUGCACCCCGAAGCAGGCACAGCUGGAAGUAGGGCUAAGCGUUAAGCCAUGUCGACGACCGCCGCUGGCCGGGCAGCAGCAACAGCGACCGACCGGCGACGAAGAUGAACGCCGAAGGAAGCGAAGAAAAUGCUGCACCAUCCAUCUACGGCAACGUAGCGAGCGAACGCAGCGCAUCAACCCACAGGCGUACGGUAUUGCCAUGGAAACGGGAAAACGGGGGCUUCUCUACAGCCCACCCCAGCGAAAGAUCGUUCAUCGGCGCAGCGCCCUGGUCAGCGCCUGCUGUGUGGGUUUGGUGUUGCUGCAUCUCGUUUCGCUGGCUGCAGCAACGCCGCUGUCGAUCAAGCCGGAUCACCACUAUUGGCAGCCGGUGGCGUCUGCGGGUCGUGCAAUGGUGCAGGAGAAUUUUGGCACAGAUGAUCAACGAUUUCAUCCUUCCAAAGAAUUCUCACACUAUGGCCGAAUCGUGCCACAGCUGCGACAUGGACGGCAUAAACGAUCCUUAACGAAUACACGCGAAGAGAACGGGCUUCACGCGUCGCAUUUAACCUUAAGUUAUACAUUAAACGAAGCUGAUGUGAUAUUAGAUUUACAACUAAACAAGCGGCUCAUCCCGGACGGACACUUUCUUAGCUAUCAGCUGCCAAACGGAACGGGCAAACACGUGAUCCGGUACAACCGUCCGGAAGAGGUAGACCUUUGCCACUAUCAGGGUAAAAUACGCGGCAAACCGGACUCGAGUGCAGCGAUUUCAACGUGCGGCGAGACGGAAGGCAUUAGAGGCAUUAUCAUCGAUACCGACGAUACGUAUUACAUAGAAAGUCCGCUAACAUCGGCCAAUGCGGCGCAAGGCAACGACAAAACGGCCAGCAUCAACCUUGGAGAGCACUUCAUUUAUCGGCACGCUGAUUUAGUUCCCGCUGGUCCGAAUGGGGACGGUCACCGGUGUGGUUACGAGGGAGGACACAUUAACGCAACGCACGAUCCUGAGCUUUACCAGCAACAUAUGGCAGCGCCACGGCGCGAAAAGCGGGCCACUUCGUCUGGGUCCUCCUCGCCAAAGAUCCGGGGCCCGUACAAUGCGAACAAGUACUCGAGCUACGUAGAGCUGGUUAUCGUGGUAGACAAUAAGAUGUUCAAGACGAUGCGCGAAAACUUCAAAACCGUCCAACAGUACUGCAAGGAUAUAACGAACAUCAUCAACGCGCUGUACGAGCCGCUAAACAUCUUCGUCGGGUUGGUGGGCGUGGUCGUCUGGAACGAGGGUGACGAGAUCGAGCUGUCCAAGGACGGUGAAGUAACGCUCAAGAACUUCCUACACUAUCGCAAGAAAACGCUCAUCAAGGACCACCCGAACGACAAUGCGCAACUGUUCACGAAGGAGCACUUCGACGGUGGUGUGGUGGGGAAAGCGCUCAAGGGUCCGAUCUGUACGUACGAGUUCUCAGGCGGUGUAGAGAUGUACCACAGCGAGAUCAUCGGUGUGCAGGCGACGACGGUUGCGCACGAGAUGGGCCACAACUUUGGGAUGGAGCACGAUACGGCCGACUGUGAGUGUCCGGAGGAGCGGUGCAUCAUGUCCGCCUCGAGCUCGUCGAUCGCACCGAAGCACUGGAGCCGGUGCAGUAUCGAUCAGCUGAGUUUGGCGUUCCAUCACGGCAUGAACUACUGCUUGAUGAACAAGCCGGAAAGUCUGUUCGAUUCGCCCGUUUGCGGCAAUGGGUUUGUGGAGGCGGGCGAACAGUGUGACUGCGGGCUGCCCGAUUACUGUGACAACUCGUGCUGCGAUCCGCGCACCUGCAUGCUCCACUCGAACGCAUCCUGUGCGACGGGCGAAUGUUGCGAUCUGCGCACGUGCAAACCGAUGAUCGGCGGUACCGUCUGCCGGCAGGCGGACGGUGAGUGCGACCUGCCGGAGUACUGUUCGGGCGAGUCCGAGUACUGCCCGGGUGAUGUGUUCAAGCGUGACACGGAAGUGUGCGAUGGUGGCAAGGCGUUCUGCUACCGUGGUACGUGCCGGUCGCAGAACGAUCAAUGCCGAUUGCUGUGGGGCCCGACGGGCAAAUCGUCCGAACAGUGCUACGUGAAGAAUGAGGACGGCAGCCGGCACGGUAACUGCGGCUACAAUCGGGUGAAGAACGAGUACGUCAAGUGCGACGGUGCGGACGUACACUGUGGCAUGCUGCACUGUCGGCAUUUGAAUGAGCGGCUCGAGUUUGGCAUGGAAUCGGUGGCAAUACUGUCGCACAGCUUCAUGACGUACAAUGGUAGUGUGAUACCGUGCCGGACGGCAAUCGUCGAUCUCGGGCUGCAGAAGGUCGAUCCGGGCCUGACGCCCGACGGUGCCAAGUGCGGCGAAGGGAAGAUGUGCCUCAACCAGAUGUGCAUGUCGGUAGAGAAGCUGCGUGCCAGUGGGAGUGGUGCUGCGUGUCCGGAAAAUUGCAACGGCAACGGCGUGUGCAACAGUGAGGGCCACUGUCACUGUGAUCUCGGGUUUGCCCCGCCGCUCUGUAACCUUGACGGGUUCGGCGGUUCACUCGACAGCGGACCGGCAAGCGAUCCAAAUGCAAUGGUCGCAUUCCGUCGAAUGAUGUACAUUUUCUUCUGCGGCGUGGUGCCGGUGUGCACCAUCUUUGCCUUCGUCGUGUACUACAUUCGCAAUGGGCAGUCGUUCAACGGCAAACGGAAACCACCACCGAAUACCUUGACCACACACAUCAAACCGGACGGUUCCCAUUCUGCCAGCUCCACGCACACGAUGCUACCAUCCUCACCGAACUCGCCCGACUCGGAUAUGAACGCGGCCCUGCUUCGCCCAUCGUCCACGAUCAGCACCACGGUCGCACCAAACGAGUCGGACUUUGUGGCCAACAACAACAUGUUCGGUAAAUUUAAAGGAUUCACCCUACAACCCCUUCCCCAGUCCACGGUCGGCGGCGCGACGGCCGUCCACAAAAAGACGCCCAAGGUGGCGUUCGUGCAGCCGGUUGCCAAGUGCAGCGAGGACACGACCAGCAACGCCGUGCCGGCCCGUGCAGCACCUCCCGUACCCGUACCGCUAAAAAUGCUAGCACGCGAUAGUAGUAAUGAUCGCAGCACCAGUAGCUUAGAUAAUGUAGCAUCAUCGUACAAUAAACCGGCAGGUAAUGGCGCUCCCUUCUCGCAAGCCCGCAUCAACGGCUGCAAGCUGGCCAACCAUGAGCACCAGCUGGACACCUCCUCGGCGCCCGCGCUGCCACCGAUGAAUCCGGGCUCCACCGCCCGGCCGAUCAUUUCCAGCCCGAUCCUCGAAUCGUCGACCGCGCGCGACCUGGUGGUGGCCGGCGUGAAGGGGCAGAAAGCGGCAUCGAACGUACCUAUACGCCCGGCACCAAUGCUGCCACCGGUGCCGGCGACCGGCGACGUUGCCGCUUCUAACGCCGCCUCCACCGGCACUCCGUCCGAAACGUCCAGCACGCUCUCCGCCGAGGUGCUGAUCAACCCGAUGAGCAAGGACAAGAAGGCGAAGGAAAGCAAACUGAACCGCAUUACGUCGUACUUGAAGAAGGAGGAGAAACCCCCCAAGCCGGAACCGAAGCAGCUGAAGGUGAUCGAUAAGGAGAAGCUGCGCAACAUCGACAUUUCCGCACCGAUCCCGAUCGAUCAGAAUAAUCCCGAGCUGGCGAAGAGUAUGCCCCGGUUGGCGGACGGCGCGAACGACGAGAAGCAACCGGCCCCCGUUGCUGCCUCGGUGCAACGUGCUAAAAGCAUGCGCGAUCCUCCGGAAUCGACCGUUGGGAAUGUUCAGCGCAAGGUGCGCAUUGUGGACGAUCGAUCCGACCGGUCGGAGAGCGGUUCGAUCGGCAGCGGAACGUCGGGGAAGAAAGGACCGGGUACGGCACUGAAGCGCCCGCAAAGUAUGGUCGGUACGCGGCCUACCAUUCCACCGCCGCGGCCACCAGUACCGGGAGCUGCUGUGCAGACGACGGCGGCCAUGAAAAUUCCCGGCUUGCCCGGCUAUCAGAAUCCCGUGCCGGCGAAAUCGGUGCGCAUUGUAGCACCGGCCGGCAGUGGAGGAGGAGCCAACGAACGGAGCGAGUAUGAUGAUUGUCGCGAUAGUGGGAACGGUACCGGCCAAUCCUCGCUAGGAUCGGACAACAUCUACUCCGUGAUCGAUGAAUCGCCCUCACCGCCGAGCAUACUGUCGCCCCCGGCCAUCUCGUCCGGCGGCAGUUCCGAAAGCAUGGGUUUGCUGGGCGAGAUCGUCAACGAAAUCGAAAGCCGUAACGGUGACUCGGUGUACAUUGCGUCCACGCUGCGCCGGGGCGAGGGUGGACAGAGCAGCAGAAAGUCUUCCUCCACCGCGAGCCAGCUGACGACGGCGGUGGUGGCACCCACCGGUCCUACAGCGACACUGGCCUCGCCCGAGCUAGAGGACGAUGAACCGACGUACGUGAACACGUCGGAGAUUAUCGACGACGAUGAUGAUUUCGACGCGACGGACGAUGACGAUCUGGACGAUGAGCAUCCGGUGCCGAAUCGCAACUCGGGACUAAGCACCACGUCAAGUGGCUACCUGCGUCCGUCCGCGAUCAACAGCACGCCGGUCGCGCGGAUAACACCGUCCACUGGGAAUGGGACUGGGACGGAGAAGGCUGCUCCCGCGUCAGGGGUAAGCAGCUUCAAAUCCACUGCCCCUUCAAACGCCACCACUCGCGCAACCAACGGUACGGGCAGCGUGUUGAAUCAGCUAAAGUUCCAAGGACCCGCCGCAAAGGAUGCGCCGAAAAAAGCAACUGGCAGUGCCGCCACGUCCAACGGCACCAACGGCCAAUCGUCCUACAAACCGUACCACAGCGUGCUGACGAACAAUGCGCGCGCUGGUUCGGUGGUGGCUGCCGCCAAAGCGAAAAUAGCCGCGGAAAAGUCUAGUUCAACCACUCCCGCGACCACCACCACCAACAACACCACCACCAAAAAGCUGCCUUCACAAGCGAACGCAUCCGUCCGCACGCGCACUCCUUCGCCCCGGGGAAGCAUUGCCAACGGGACCCUUCCGAACGGCACGGUGCCGGGCAAGGGAACGGCCACCACGACGACGGCAGGCACAAAGCCGAAAACGGCCGCCAAACCAACGGCGGCCGCCAUCGGCAAUGGGAAGCUUCUAACGGCGGCCGCACGGCCUGGUCCGGGCAAAGUUUCCAACGUGGCGUCGCUGCAGCAAAAGUUUGAAAGUAAAAAGUAGGAAUGUCCCGGAUGCAGGGACGCAAAGCAAAGCAAAGCAGCAGACACAAACCAUGUUCCUUUCGCGAAGGAUUCGGAUGCUCUCCCCCCAAGAACUGCCGUAAGAAUGUUGUGCUGAGCGCGUUAAUCAGUAGCUUUUAAUCAUGCCGACGAUACACGAGUACACUAAUUCCGUGACCGAAAACAACUAGUUUUGCAGAGCGUUUUGACGAAAACGGCAAAGGCGAAUAGAUUUUUUUUGUAAUAUAACAAUUAUUUAUACUUUGCGUCCGUUAGGAUGCACAGGUGGUACGAACUUCGAUAGGACCAAUCAAUUUGUUAUAUUAAUUAGAGUGUCCCCUUGGAAGUCCAGUCGAGCGAUUUUGAAUCGAUUCCCAAUGGAGGGUUGUUUUGCUUGGCCUCCUUAUCAUAAUGCAAAACUGAAGCGUGGCGUGUGUGUAAAUGUAUUGAUGUGUUCAGUAAAGUGUGCUACGAAGGCGCCAAAGAAAUGCAAUCCAAUCGGUGCACCGCGGUGAGGAGAAAGAAGGGCGAAAGAGAACGUUCGUAAAGAAAUGUCGUCAAAUAGGGUCAAAUCUUAGUGAGUGUAUUAGUGGAUGGAUCUAUUUUGUUAAAGAUAUGGUCAUACAAUCAAAACAAAAAGGUCUUUGGUCUCGUAAAAUCUGUAAAUAAUCUAAACAACAGCGGUGGUGUAAUGUUGUUCGUAAUCGGAUCGUGUUAUAGGUGUGUUGUUUAGCUCCACUAAAGUUCACCGGAAACAUUGAAUUAUAUUGGACGGAUAUAAUAAACACACGCAUACACCCGGGAUGGUGAAUAAGUAUAGGUAGGGAGAUGAAUUAAAAGUUCCCAAACACGCUUUUGCUAAACACUGUUCGUCAAACACAUCGCAGAAAAGGGGGAUGUUGGAGGCAUUGUAUUGUACACUCGGCGAUUGAUUCGACUGGCCAGGAAGAGAUAGCUUUUAGGAUGGCUGGACUUCUUACGAUAGGUAUUUAAUUUCUUCCUCCUUCCCAUUUCCCUCCCCCAUUCAUACCCCCUCGGGAACGAAGUGAAGUUCCAUAUUACAUUAUUUUGCGUAGUAGCGAGACAGUUCUAUCGAAAGACGGUGAAGCUAUGGUUUAAUAAAAAAACGAAAGAUGUCUUUUUUAUACUCAAAAA